Molecule: messenger RNA, 2665 nt
Organism: Jaculus jaculus (lesser Egyptian jerboa)
Lineage: Eukaryota; Metazoa; Chordata; Mammalia; Rodentia; Dipodidae
Gene: Slc9a4
Product: solute carrier family 9 member A4
Exons: 12
Coding region: 37-2424 (795 amino acids)
Biological process (GO): sodium ion transport; regulation of pH; proton transmembrane transport
Cellular component (GO): membrane
Molecular function (GO): sodium:proton antiporter activity
Source: RefSeq, a predicted model, not a curated record
CAGCACUCAGGUGUGUAGUCAAAGGAGCCCACAGGCAUGGGUCUCGAGAUGUUUGAGGCUUUCAGUCCCUGGAACGUGUUACCUUGGCUGGUGGUCCUUGCGUGCUGCGAAGCAUCGUCUGGUGUGAAUACAUCCUCAAAUUCCUCUGCUCUGCAGACGCCUAAUGCUUGGUUUGCUGCUUCUAGUUCAGACCCAGAUGAAAGGAUAUCUGUUUUUGAACUGGACUAUGAUUAUGUGCAAAUUCCGUAUGAGGUCACUCUCUGGAUACUCCUGGCAUCUCUUGCAAAGAUUGGCUUCCAUCUUUACCACAGACUGCCACACCUGAUGCCGGAAAGCUGCCUCCUCAUCCUGGUGGGGGCGCUGGUGGGCAGCAUCAUCUUUGGAACCCACCACCAAUCUCCUCCCGUCAUGGAUUCGAGCAUCUAUUUCCUCUACCUCCUUCCGCCCAUCGUGCUGGAAAGCGGCUACUUCAUGCCCACCCGGCCCUUCUUCGAGAACAUUGGCUCCAUCCUGUGGUGGGGCGGCCUGGGGGCCCUGAUCAACGCCUUUGGCAUUGGCCUCUCGCUCUACUUCAUCUGCCAGAUCAAGGCCUUUGGCCUCAGCGACAUGCACCUGCUGCAGAACCUGCUCUUCGGCAGCCUGAUCUCGGCCGUGGACCCCGUGGCCGUGCUGGCCGUGUUCGAGGAGGCGCGCGUGAACGAGCAGCUGUACAUGAUGAUCUUCGGGGAGGCCCUGCUCAACGAUGGCAUCAGUGUGGUCUUAUACAAUAUUCUAAUUGCCUUCACCAAAAUGCAUAAAUUUGAAGACAUAGAGCCUGUUGACAUUUUGGCUGGAUGUGCCCGAUUCAUCAUCGUGGGCUGUGGGGGAGUGUUUUUUGGCAUCAUUUUUGGAUUUAUUUCUGCAUUUAUCACACGUUUCACUCAGAACAUCUCUGCAAUUGAGCCACUCAUCGUCUUCAUGUUCAGCUAUCUGUCUUACUUAGCAGCUGAAACACUCUAUCUCUCUGGCAUCCUGGCAAUUACAGCCUGUGCAGUGACCAUGAAAAAGUAUGUAGAAGAAAAUGUGUCACAGACAUCCUACACCACCAUCAAGUAUUUCAUGAAGAUGCUGAGCAGUGUCAGUGAGACCUUGAUCUUCAUCUUCAUGGGAGUGUCCACCAUUGGCAAGAACCACGAGUGGAACUGGGCCUUCAUCUGCUUCACUCUGGUCUUCUGCCAGAUCUGGCGAGCCAUCAGCGUAUUUGUUCUCUUCUAUGUCAGUAACCAGUUUCGGACUUUCCCCUUCUCCAUCAAGGAUCAGUUCAUAAUAUUCUACAGUGGUGUGAGAGGAGCUGGAAGUUUUUCACUUGCAUUUUUGCUUCCUCUGUCUCUUUUUCCUAGGAAGAAAUUGUUUGUCACUGCUACUUUAGUAGUUAUUUACUUUACUGUGUUUUUUCAGGGAAUUACAAUUGGCCCUCUGGUCAGGUACCUGGAUGUCAGAAAGACCAAUAAAAAAGAAUCUAUCAAUGAAGAGCUUCAUAUCCGUCUGAUGGAUCAUCUUAAAGCUGGAAUUGAAGAUGUGUGUGGGCAAUGGAGUCACUACCAAAUUAGAGACAAAUUUAAGAAGUUUGAUCACCAAUAUUUACGGAAAAUCCUCAUUCGAAAGAAUCUGCCCAAAUCAAGCAUUGUUUCUUUGUAUAAGAAGCUGGAAAUGAAACAAGCUAUUGAGAUGGUUGAGACUGGGAUAUUAACUUCUGCUGCUUUUUCUGCAGCCCAUCAGGCUCAGAGAGUACAAGGAACCAAACGGCUUUCCCCGGAAGAUGUGGAGUCCAUGCGGGACAUUCUGACACACAACAUGUACCAAGUUCGACAGAGAAACUUGUCCUACAAUAAAUAUAACCUCAAACCCCAAACAAGUGAGAAGCAGGCCAAAGAGAUCCUAAUCCGUCGCCAGAACACCUUGAGGGAGAGUAUGCGGAAAGGCCACAGUCUGCCAUGGGGAAAACAGGCUGGUACCAAAAACAUUCGCUACCUCUCCUUCCCAUACAGCAAUCCUCAGACUGCAAGGAGAGACCUAAGGGCUGCUGAGUCCACAGAUGACGACAGCAGUGGUCCAGAAUUCCGACCCUUCAUAUUCCCGGCACAUUCACGAUCAGGUUCGCUGCAGGAAAGGCGCCAGACACAAGACAUGAUCCCCAUGAUGACCCUGCAUGGAGGAGGAAAGGCUUUCAGCUACAGUCACCGAAGCAGCAGCAGCAGAGAGGGUACUGGCAGGGGCAGGAGUCUGGCUUUGCGGCCCAAGCCGCUGUUCCACGUGGACGAGGAGUAUGAAUCCGGAGAGCAGACAGAGGAGGAGGCCUCCGCAGAAGGGUCCAGAUGGACAGCCCAGCACAGAUACAGCAGGAAGCACCAGAAGUCUCACAGUCCUCUUCUCCAAAGAAAAUAGUUCCACUGUCAGCAAUAGCUCUGUUUCAGUGAGAGUCCUUCCUUCCACAUACCAUGUACUUGCAUGAUUGAUCACGGCUUACAUUGAUUAUAUGCAUGUGCAUCAUCAUUGGAGGGGACGGUGUAGUUCCCCCCGGGUUCAAAAUUAGGAACCCUGAAUCAGGGUCCCAUAGUGAGUUAUUCUCGCCACAAAGUUAAUGCAUUUGGCUUUGAUUUUGAUAAUCAGUAUACAAUAAUAUAUC